AUGGGCUUGUUCGAUUUCGCCAAAGUUAUGAUGGUUGUAUACAACUUGUUAAUCCUGAGCGGAGGAGGAGGCUUGAUAGCAGUGGGCUUUUGGAUGCAUUUUACUUCAGAUCUAUUGGGGUCUAACGUAUUGGGCGUGUUCGCUGUACAUACCAUGAACCUCAUCAAUGUGGACAUGUACUUCAUCAGUAUUGGAAUUGUAAUGUUCCUGCUGGGAUGUUUGGGCUGCUGUGGGGCAAAAAAAGAGAGCAAAUGUCUCCUAAUAUGGUUCCUUUCCAUCAUUGUCAUCAUCUUAGUUGCGGAGCUGGCUAUUGGAUUGUUUGCCCUUGCCUAUUCUUCAUACAUUGGAACAUAUCUAAGAUCAUGGGCCAGACCUGCCCUGCAGAAUCAAUAUGGAAGACAUUUCCACUUCACCGAACUGUGGAACAGGACCAUGACAAAGCUGGAUUGCUGUGGUUUUAAUAACUACACCGACUUCACUGGAUCCUAUUAUUCUAAGCUCUAUGGUGAGAUUUAUCCUUCCAGCUGCUGUGGAAACACCACACUGAGAUGUGAUUUGCAGAAUGCCAAGAACAGCAUGGUUAAGGGUUGUUUUAAGUGGAUUGAAUGGGCCCUAGAUGAAAAACUCUACAUUUUGGGAGCUGUUGCAGCAGGGGUUGCUGGUACUGAGUCUGGAGCAGUGAUUGUGGCCUUGUACCUUUUCUUUUACCUGGAUAAAGAUGAGAUGAUCAAAGCUGCUUGA
Molecule: messenger RNA, 741 nt
Organism: Clarias gariepinus (North African catfish)
Lineage: Eukaryota; Metazoa; Chordata; Actinopteri; Siluriformes; Clariidae
Product: tetraspanin-1
Exons: 7
Coding region: 1-741 (246 amino acids)
Cellular component (GO): membrane
Source: RefSeq, a predicted model, not a curated record